AUGGUGGCAAAUGCCGGCCCGAGUUCACUCUCCGAGCUGGCCGAGCCGGAGUUCGUAAGACAAGAGAUGGCCAAAGUAGUGAUUGGUGGAGUCACCACUGGUAUCGCUGGGAUGACGAUCGGCUCACUCUUGGCAGUGCAGAAGAACCUUCCAGCUACCGUGCCUGGCCUGACGAUGUGCAUCAAAACGUCCAGCUUCGGGACCGCUUUCUUUGCGCUGCGACAGUUCGUCGUCAACCCGGUCCUCCAAAUCAAUCGGGUUCCGACCACCUCGAGCUCGAGUACCCCACACUUUCACGGCCUCUUGUCUACCGGGAUAUCCGCUGCGAUGGUCGGCGGCUCGGUGAACGGCUACCUGCGUGGCAGAAGAGUGAUUGGGCGGAGCGGCCUGACGACCGGGCUAGUCUGUUGCACGCUGCAGAUCGUGUACAACGAGCUAGGGAUCCUGCGGCGGAUGGUGUUCGAUUCGAGGAGUGGGGAGGUCAAGGGGGGUGGUCCUGAGCGGCCGGUGGCCCCGGCAUGGUGGGAGGCCUGGAUCCCGCUGUCGAAGAUCUCGGACGAGGAGUGGAAGGAGCGGCUGUCGGUGCAGCUCGCCGACAACGGGCUCCAGCUCGCGACCCUCAACCAGCAAAUCAGCCAGCUCCAGAAUGCAAUCUCCAACCAUCGCAAGGGCCCCCCUGCUAAUCCCUCCUAA
Messenger RNA from Puccinia triticina, 693 nucleotides. RefSeq lists its product as uncharacterized. The record is from RefSeq and is a predicted model, not a curated record. Lineage: Eukaryota; Fungi; Basidiomycota; Pucciniomycetes; Pucciniales; Pucciniaceae. The transcript is spliced from 4 exons. Bases 1 to 693 code for a protein of 230 amino acids.